AUGGUAAUCUUACGUGAUGUAAGAUCAGAAUUUUAUAAUGACAUUAUUGGGAAGCGAGUUCUUGUUUGCGUUUGUCCCGAUGUGGAUGGUCUGUGUACUUGGAAGAUUUUAAAGGAACUCUUCAGACAUCGGGAUGUACUUUACACGCUUGUGGUUGUCAAAGAUAAGAGUGAUCUCAAGGAGGCUUAUAUGACAAAUCAUGACUCUUUUCAGGUUGUGUUGCUAAUAAACUGUGGGGCGAAUUUCGAUAUCGUAGGCAACUUGAAUCCUUCGGAAGAGUGUAUUUUCUAUGUCUGUGAUAGUCACCGCCCGAUUCACGUAAACAAUUUUUAUAACCAGCGACAGGUCAAACUUAUGUGUCUAAAUGAGGAUACAUCGUUAGUGCCUAAAUUCGAAGAAGUUUUCCAGGAUUUCUCGAGCGGUGACUCGGAUGAGGAUUCUGAUGAGGAACAAAGCAAAAAGUUGAGACCUGAAGAUGUUGAAAAAAGGAUCGAAAAACGAAGAUGGAACAGAAGAAGACAGGAACUUCUUAUGGACUACGAAAGCUUCUCAUACUAUAGUGUCGCAUCUUCUGUUGUGAUGUUUGACCUAGCAUGGAAAUUAUCCCAGGAAAAUAAUUGUCUACUGUGGUACGGAAUAGUGGGUCAAACUUCUCAGCUUAUUACUCAUGCCAUAAAUCGCGAGCAUUAUAUUGAUCAACUAGAUUAUUUACAAAGCCACAUGAGUCGCUUGAGCCAUGUUGGUCAAAUCCACUCUGGAACAAGUACAAAUGAUGAAAAUAAGGCUAGAAUUGAAAUUAUGUUUGAAGAUGAGUUAGCCUUAUGGCUUUACAGGCAUUGGAGUUUAAAGGAAACUAUGGAAACCAGCAUGGUUACAGCGUCCAAAUUUAAACUUUUUACCGAAGGAGGACAACGACGUAUGUAUGAAUUCCUUGUACAGUUGGGACUUCCAAGACGUGAAUGUGCACAGUUAUAUUCCUCAAUGAAUAGUAAUCUGCGAGAUACUCUUAGUUCUCAGUUCUUACAGUAUGGUGAAAGAUAUGGCCUUUCACGAACAGAUCUAUUCUUGCCCUCAUUCAUUGUUCAUUUGGGGUAUAGAACGCCCAUGUCAGCGGUUGAUGCUGUAUUUCUAACUAUAUCUGCUUUGGAGUGUUAUAAUAGCGGUAGCCCAGAGGAAAACUUCCAAUCGGCUUUGGAUACAGUAGCGUGCUGGAGUUUACCUUCUUAG
Molecule: messenger RNA, 1227 nt
Organism: Trichobilharzia regenti
Lineage: Eukaryota; Metazoa; Platyhelminthes; Trematoda; Strigeidida; Schistosomatidae
Source: the annotation of a GenBank genome assembly